Messenger RNA from Cajanus cajan (pigeon pea), 2806 nucleotides. RefSeq lists its product as uncharacterized. Gene Ontology annotation, cellular component: site of double-strand break; nucleus. The record is from RefSeq and is a predicted model, not a curated record. Gene Ontology annotation, biological process: double-strand break repair. NCBI's taxonomy places the organism in Eukaryota, Viridiplantae, Streptophyta, Magnoliopsida, Fabales, Fabaceae.
UCAGGUUGAUCCUCUCUCUUCCCGCGCUCUCUCACCUUGCAAAUUUUGAAGAUGAAGGAUUCAAUAGGUUAGGAAGAGUGAAGAACACUCGUUAUUUUCCUCUCGCAUCUGUACUCAGUUUCCAAUUGUGUGAAUGGGGGACUCGAAACGAUGGACGGUGACCUACACAAAGCACAUCAAACAGAAACGCAAGGUCUACCAAGAUGGAUUCCUAAACCUCCACGUUUCCACCAGCAAGGUAUUGCUGUAUGAUGAGUGCGAAAAACUCUUGGAGUGUAGGCUCUUAAAGAGUGACGAAACUGUGACAUCUGGUGAGACAUUGGUUUUCAACGGUUACCUUGUUGACAUCGGUGAUCCCGAGGGAGACAACAAGCCUGAAUCUGAUUUCAAUGAUGAUAAGAAACACAAGAAUCAAUCGAGAUUCAGGACUCCUUCUGAUGCAAAAUAUUCCAAAGUGAAUGAGAAGGAGAAUGUUGCAUGUGUGCGGAGACCUCUCAGUCCAUCACAAAAAAUUAUCAGAGAAUUUAAGAAGAGAGAACUUCUCAAGUAUGGAUCGCCAAAGAUCAGUCAGGAAAAUCCAGAACCUAGUACCAAAGAGUGGCAUGUUCUAUACACCACACAAGUGACUCAGAAGGCAAAGAAGUACCAUGAUGGUUUUUUACGACUAGUUCUUCGUGGAUUCAGCGGAGCUCAGGUUAUGCUGUUUGAUACAAACAGGAAACUCUUAGAUAGUAGAUUCCUUAAGAAAGAUGAUGUAAUAAAACCUGGUGAAUCAAUUUCAUUCGAUUCAUAUUUGAUUGACAUUGAUGAGCAAACUGAGGAUCAAGGAAGUUGUACACCAGAUUCUAAUGUUCAGGGAGACAGGUAUACUAAUGUUAAGAGAAUGAAGCUGAACAGACAGAAAACUCUUGAAAAUGAGACCCAUGUAAUUGUUGAAAAAAGUGAAUGGAAGGUCCUAUACACCACACAAUUAACUCAAAAAUCCAAGAAGUAUCACGAAGGCUUUUUACAAAUUGAACUUUGUGGAUCUUUUGGGAAGCAGGCUGUUCUGUGUGAUUUGAGUAGAAGCCCUUUAGAACGCAGGUUCUUAAAGAAAGAUGAAGUUAUAAGGGCAGGUGAAUCAAUAUAUUUUGAUGGACAUUUGGUUGAAGUAGGAGAACCUAAAGGAAGUCAUCACUCUCCAACUAAGUUAAAUGAAGGAGGGACUAAUAAUAAUGUUGUUGAGAGGAGACAACUAGGACAUGGACAAAAUGACUGUCACAAGGUCAAUCCAUCUUUUGCUAAAGGAAAACCUCCGAGUGAGCUUUGUGAUUCAGGAUUGAACUUUCUGAUUACCAAGCUAGAAGAGAUAAAAUCAAUCGGGAUAACCCCAUCAAUCAAGCCUUUACGUGAUGCCAAUCAAAUAUUGUCCAUUUUACAAAAUCCUAACCCGAAGUCUCAGGAGAGUUAUGUAACAGGAGGCCGAUCGCUCAAUGGGUCUCGUCAAAGUACUGGGGACAGGCAAUCAACUGAGACUGUGAAAUCCCCUGAUAUUGUGUCUUCGGCAUCAGCAUGUAGUGGUGGUAGCUUCCAAUUUACCGAGAAUGUUAACAUGUCCCACCAGUCCCUCUCUAAGAAGGAUGCCCAGACAAAUAUAAGAGAGACAGAUGUUGGCUCUCAGUCUUGCCUCAUAACCAAUGAAGGGGAAUGUGGCGAAGAGUUUUCAGGUAAAAGGGAAACGUUACCAAGCUUUGACCUUGGAUUUUAACAGGUAAUGUAUCUUAAACGCAUGCUUCUUUUUUUUCCUCAUUUCUUCUUCUGGGAAGUCGCCGUCCUAGACAUUUUCUAUACUAUUUUUGCCACCUUCCGGUAAUUUGGCAUAUAACUUGCAUAAUAAUCAUUUAAAAAUUGAAAUGAAGAAAAAAGUAUUACCUGCCUACCUGACAUGAAAUAAUGAGUGCAUUUGUUGUUUGUUGUUUCGUGGAGGGUAGCAUCUAGCAUACAAACACUAUUUGUUUAGGUCCUUAGGCGAUGAAUGUUACCCGUCGUUAUUUUCUACAAGCUUUCUGUUAUGAUCGGAUGUUUAAAUGGAGAAUGAAAUUAAUAAAAAAAAAUAUUUUAUUACUUAAAUAGAUAACUAAUUCUAUUCAUAUCCACCAAAUUGAAGUAGAGUAAAAAAAAAAGGCAAAAAAAAAGUAGAAAAUGACUAAAUGUUUUAUUAUUCAAAGUUGAGAUUAAAAUGAUUGUUUUGUAAUGUUAGGGAUUAAAAUGUCUAAUGCUUACGAUUUGUUAACUAAAAAGGAAUUUACUUGAAAAUGAAAUGGUAGCGAGAAAUUCAUGAAUUUGAAAAAUGAGUGAUAUUUUCGUAGGUUUUAUCUUGUAAUGUAGAAUUCUUCAAAAUUAUAAUGCUAAUUGUUUUAAACCUUAUUUAUUAUAAAAACAAAUUAAUGUUCGUUAUUAUAUUUCGAGUUUUCAACUGUUAAGAAAGAAAGGCUAAAUAGGUCAGAGCAGCGAUCUGAUAGUUUUAUUGAUUGAUGUUGCAUCCGCAACGCGUUCUAAAUUCGAAUUUUCUCCAUUAAGCAGUAUCUAUCUGAGAUGUGACAUUGUUGGAUCCUAAAUAAGGACCGAGUGCUUGUGUAGAAGGUACAUAUCAAAAUGUGGGGCCAGUAUGUCAGUUAUAAAUAUGAUUUUUAUAAUUAAAAUAAAUAAAAACCAACUAUUUACAAUUAAAUAAUUUAAUUACUAGUAUCGAUUUAGUAGUAGAAUCAAAUAAUAUGUAUAAAUUUUUCGGUUUGAAUAUCAGUGUCAAUUUAAAAAAAAAUUGUAA